Molecule: messenger RNA, 936 nt
Organism: Diplodia corticola
Lineage: Eukaryota; Fungi; Ascomycota; Dothideomycetes; Botryosphaeriales; Botryosphaeriaceae
Product: family a g protein-coupled receptor-like protein
Exons: 5
Coding region: 1-936 (311 amino acids)
Biological process (GO): monoatomic ion transport
Cellular component (GO): plasma membrane; endoplasmic reticulum
Molecular function (GO): monoatomic ion channel activity
Source: RefSeq, a predicted model, not a curated record
AUGAUCCACCCCGAGCAGGUUGCCGACAUGCUGAAGAAGACGAGCAGUCUGCUCGUCCCCACGAGCACGGGCUCGCCCUCGGUCGACCCCGUCCCAACCGUCGUCCCCGACCACCCCAUCCACCAGAAUGCUGGCGAGGCCGGCGCCAGGACGCUCUGGGUCGUCUUUGUGCUGAUGCUGCUUGCCACCAUCACCUUUUCUGGCCUGUCCUGGACCGUCCCAACAUCUCGCCGCCUGUACCAUGUUGUCACCACCCUGAUCACCAUCAUUGCCUCUCUUUCGUACUUCGCAAUGGCCACUGGUCAUGGUGUGUCUGAGCACCACACCAGGGUGCGUGAGUCGCACAAGCACGUUCCCGACACCUACCACGACGUUUACCGUCAGGUCUUCUGGGCCCGUUACGUCGAUUGGGCCCUGACCACGCCUCUGCUCCUGCUCGACCUUUGCCUUCUGGCCGGAGUCGAUGGCGCCCACACUCUGAUGGCUAUCGUGGCCGACGAGAUCAUGAUUCUCACUGGUCUUUUCGCCGCUUUCGGCAACGAGGGUACUCCCCAGAAAUGGGGCUGGUAUACCAUUGCUUGCAUUGCCUACCUUGUCGUCAUCUGGCAUCUUGCUAUCCACGGUCGUGCCAAGGCAUUCUCUCGGGGCGACAAGGUCAGCAAGCUCUUCGGAUCCCUUGCUCUGUUUACCCUGAUCCUCUGGACUGCCUACCCCAUCGUCUGGGGUGUUGCGGACGGCUCCCGCAGGGCCUCUGUCAACGAUGAGAUCAUUGCCUACGCUGUCUUGGACCUUCUUGCCAAGCCAGUCUUCGGUCUUUGGCUCUUGCUUAGCCAUGCCAGGCUGUCCGAUACCCACCUGGAGCUUGGCGGCUACUGGACUCACGGCCUUACCAGCGAAGGCGCCAUCCGCAUCGGCGAUGACGACGAGGGUGCUUAA